CAGAAAACAACUGCGAUCGAAGCAUAACACUUCUGGCUGUUUGUCGUGUCAUUCAGCCGAGAGUUUAUUGGGCGACUAUUGCGUUUCACCAUUGCUUGAAAAGGAAGGUUAUAGAGCUUGCUGUGACAAUUUGUCGACUCUACAGACGACCGUAAAAAGAAAUAGUUGUCGCGAAAGUUUGUCUCGGUUCGAUUGAGGGAUAAAUUUACAAUUUAAAUCUCCGGCAACGGUGAGUCGAUUUUUUUUGCUGUGAACUGCCAGGAUGGGUCAGACGGAAAGUCGUCGGUGCAGAAUUUGUGCUACAAAGUUGAAUCCGAAGAAGAAACAGGACAUGGAACAAUCACUGUGUUCAAAGUAAGUAGCUAUUGUGACAUGAAUAAAUCACUGUGAACGUGGAGAAAUUUGUGAUGUUUUGAUUAUCGUAUAUCUAAGCUUUGACACAUGGAUAUUUUAAACCAAGAUUGUCGUAAAAGCUUAUCUUUACCCAAUGUACUGUGUAAAUAAAUAUAUUUUCCAAUACUAGGCAAAAAUAUCUAGUUUCUAAUGGCUACCAAGGAAGCACCUUUACUGCAAAUUCGAACUUUACAAAAUUUGGCUUUGAUUCUGCUUGAGUUACCAUUCAUGCUAAAAUUGAUAGGUCCAACACAGAAAAAGCAAACAAUGUAAUCUUCGCAGCAAAGGCAGUCAUUUUUACCUGAAUGCAUGACCAAGUGGUCAAAAAGUAGACGAGAAAGUUCAGAUCUUUGCCAGUUGCCGUUCUUUUAACCGUAGUUCUAAAUAUUAUGUAUGUGUUGGGGAAGCAUUGCAAGGAAAACGCGAACAGCCAAGUUGUCUCGUUUGUCGGUUUCCAAUCGGCGAGAACAUGUCGAUAAAAAAAAAAUUUAUCAAUUAUCUUACAAUAUUGAAAUAUUUCGCCCUGGUUAGUUUUUAGCAAAACAACGAACCUGCUAAUUUUGGAAUGAAAAUAUUAUGUGAUAAGUUUUACGUCAGUAUCUGAAAUGAAGAUUUCGUUUUUUCUUCUGUGAAUAUUUGAUAGUUUUACGUCAUGCAGAAUGAAACCAUUGUUUUUAUAAACUGUGGUUGCGUUAAAAAGAAAUACGUACUCUGUAUUCAACCAAGACGAGAUGAUUUUUCGGUAGAAUUUUUUAGAAAAUUACAGAUUUUUGGUGGGUUUGAGAGUUUGUUAACAAAAAAAAAUGCUUAAAAUGCUUGGACUAAAAUUUAACCAUCAGAAGUCAAUUCUUAACACAUUUAAAAGAGAAAUACACAAUCCGCAAGUGUAAAAGAUCUUCGAGGCAUUUUUAGAAGGUCGUGUUUCAAAAUUCUGGCGGAUUUCAUGAUUAUGAUUUCAUUGAAAAUUUGACAGAAUUAUGUCCCUUUUUUAUUUUGAUUUGCUUUGAUAUUUGCUCAAUAAUUAGAACACUAAAUCUAAUUUUCUUUUUGAUUUGUUCUAUUAUAAGAUAAUAAUUUUAGGUCAAAACCCAUGACUGAUUAAUUUUUUAUUUAAAUAAUUGUCCAUAGCCAUAGAAUCGUCCUCAAGCGCCGUGUUUGAAGUGUUCCUAUAACGUGGUCAACUUUGCGUGAGAAACAUUCGUGAUUCAAAACCGAAAAGGAAAACCAACCAACCACUAUUUAACCCUUUAGCUCCCAAGAUCUCAUUGGUAAUUCUCCUUACUGUCUGCCAUAUAGUUCUUGCGAUGUUAGUUUGGAGAAUUUGGUAUUGGAUCAACUAAUAAUCCCCCUAAUUAGUAUUUAUCUUUAUUCUCAUCAGUUGUCUGCUUGAUAUUGUAUUGUAAGGAGAAAUUCUGUCUUGAUCACUCAUGGAAGUUAAAGGAUGAACAGAUAAGACAGACCGAGAAACUGUCACCUGUUACCCCAAAAAAUGACUUGUGGCUGCCUUAUAGUUAUCGCGAGCGGGGGUUGCACUUCGUUUGCCUGUGUCUAGGUUUUCAGGGAACCAUUUAGUGUCUUACUCAUUUUUAUGGAAUUAAAAAGAAAUGCAACACUGAAAGGGUUGGUGCAACUACAUAAAAAAGCGAAAAGAAACCGUUUUCGAUGAUUAUUGCUCCAAUUUUUUUUUAACAAAACAGACGCUUUCUCAGUGUCUGGAUACCUUUGCCCAACCAUCGUAGACUAACAUACGUCCAUUUAAUAGAUCAUGUUGUAACAACUUGAAGUGAGAAUAUUAUUUCUCUAAUCACGCUAAUUCUUGUCAAGUAUGAAACGGUGUCAAAUUCAAGCACGUACGAAAAACAGGUGAUGGCGCGUUUUGGGCGCAUUCCCUUUUGUAGUUCUGUUCUAUGAGCAUUACUUUGAUUUAGCCACAUUAAAAAGAGCAAAUUGUGGUUAGCAAAUGUUAAGCAGUAAUGAAAGGGUUAAAUCCUUAAAGUUGUUCUAGGAGCGAAUUCUUCGUAGGUUAUCAACAUCGGCAAAUUUUGUCGCAGAGAGAUCUCCUUUUUUUAGAAGUGGUUUAUUAUUUUUUUUGGUAGGGGAAUUCUUGUCCCAUCUUUUCAACCAAUCUAUCGGAUAAAUUGGUGAAGGAUAAAGACAUGGGGUUGUAAGUGCGAUUUUUAAACCAAAUUAAAAUAAGACUUCGUUUACUGGUAGACUGGUAAAUUUAAAAUGAUUUACUUUGGUGUUUCAAAGGUGCAGGAAAAAGGGAUCAAAGGCACUGUGGGAGAACAGGUCAACUCUAAAGUCAAUUGUCUUUGGAAAAGGAAAAAAAGAAAAAAAGAAGAAAAAGAAAGGGAAAAAACAGAAGAAGAAGAACAAGAACAAGGGGGAAUAAGAACGAGCGGCAUUCUUGAACGAGUAGUAAACGACGGAAAUGUUAGUCUUUCCUUGUUGAUAACAGUUCAUCAUUAAGGUGACCCCAUUGUAAAUAGAAUUCCCUCACAGUAUUGUAACUGCGGUAAAUCAGGGAAACUUUGUUAUUUGCAAUUUAUGGAUUUCAGAUACCUUGUCGUGGCUAUUCACGGGAAAGUUUGCUUGUAUUGGAAAUGCGUGGUUUCUUUUAAGUAAUAGUCUCGAUGACGUUUUCAUUACAAGAUUUAAUUGACGAAUUAGCCAGAAAAAAGUCUGGUUGAUUUUUUGUGGUUAAAGAAACAAAUCAGAUUUUCUGUACAGUAAUCAAUG
This is a messenger RNA of Pocillopora meandrina, 3135 nucleotides long. The record is from the annotation of a GenBank genome assembly. NCBI's taxonomy places the organism in Eukaryota, Metazoa, Cnidaria, Anthozoa, Scleractinia, Pocilloporidae.